Dicrocoelium dendriticum is the source of this 363-nucleotide messenger RNA. NCBI's taxonomy places the organism in Eukaryota, Metazoa, Platyhelminthes, Trematoda, Plagiorchiida, Dicrocoeliidae. The record is from the annotation of a GenBank genome assembly.
AUGGCGCGGAAGCGUAACAGACUGCCGAUCGUACUGGUCAACUUGUCUGGACUCCGAGCACGCACUGGCUCACGCCAAAAUUUGCAUGCGUUUCGGAGAAUCAUCCAGACCUCCGCACUACCGGCCGAAUGUCGAAAAUCUGCAACAUCCUGCGAAGUUCGCCAAGUACCAGGCUUCUAUGUCUACACUACUGGCUUUAUCCUCCCACGAUGGUCUCAAUUCACAAUAGAUGCGCAUCAAAGACGCUUUAACUUCUGCCAGUACUAUCAGUUGUGGAUUUGCUUGUCACCCGCCGAAAAGCUGGAUCAGCACUGCCUCAUUGUCGCUGAUGGACAGACGCCGCUGGAUCCCAGCCGACGCGAG